Molecule: messenger RNA, 562 nt
Organism: Drosophila montana
Lineage: Eukaryota; Metazoa; Arthropoda; Insecta; Diptera; Drosophilidae
Exons: 3
Coding region: 66-329 (87 amino acids)
Source: RefSeq, a predicted model, not a curated record
CAAACUAUCAGAAACAAAAAAGUAUAGAAGUCCGUACCGAAGAUCAAAAAAAUAAAAGAUGUUCGAUGGAACUGAUCGUUAUACAAAUUUUAGUAUUGAGGAUUAUUCUCAUAGGCGUCACUUCAAGUAGAGAAGGAGGCGGUUUCAACUAUGCAGGAGACGAUGGCUAUAGAGGAGGCGGUUUCAACUAUGCAGGAAACGGCGGCUUCAGUAAUGGAGGAGGCGACAGCCUUAUCAUUGGAGGAAACGAUAACGUGAGCAAAGGAGGAGGUGGUUUUGAUAUUAGAGAAGACGUCGGCGGUCUCAACCACGAAGCAAACGGAGAAUAGGACAGUAGAGAAGGCAAAUUCAAAGAGGAGGCCGUGGCGAUGGCUUUGAAUUUGUGGGCUUAUUUUUAAGUUGCCUCCGAUUGGCUACAAAGAACUAUGUUUCGGCGAUUUUGGAAAUUCAACCCGCAAUUGUGGAAAAUUGGCGGAAAACGGUUGCAUGAAAGAUUCACCUUAUACAUGUUUCACACGUCGACCCCUCUGGGAUAAAGUAUACGUGUCAACACUGAAAUAAA